AGGCAGCAGCUCUCAGCAGAUUCUAACUUUACAGCAAAGAUGAAGAUGUAUUCAUCCGUCACGUUCGCCCGAGUCAGCACCUUUGUCUCAAUCAUCGUGAUUUUUAUCUACAAGGUUGUGAUUGACAGGGAUUACAAGUGCGAUUGUGAUGGUAGCGGUCAUCACAGUCUUUGGUACAUGGUUGUACCAUCUAUAGUUUUAUUUGUAUUUCAAUUCUGGACGAUCAAAUGCAGUUAUAAAGGAAAGGCAUGCAGAUGUAACAGGAAGGGAUGUGAUGAUAAUUUGAAAUAUAUAAGUUACCAGUUUAUCAAGGCAGUUGUAGUUGGUCUGCUGUGGGUUAUCUCUUUGUUAAUUGAUGGAGAAUGGGCUGUUUGUUAUUACCACAAAGACAUAGCCUGCAAAGACAAAGCCACAUUCAACUUUACGGAACAGGAGACCUUCUCCAAUGUGAAAUCAACUUCAGAGAACGUCGGCUGGAGUCUCAUCUUGGUUAUCCUUGGUAUGGUUUCGGGAAUGAGAGUCUGGUCAUGGUGUAGGGAUCCAAACUACAGCAAACUGUACAAGAAACUGAAGAUGAAACAGGAGGAACGUGUGCUGAAACAGAUAGCAAAGGAAGAUUUGAAAGAAGAACUCACACUAGAUUGGGUAGAAGAAAGAUCAGAUGUACUAGUCAAAGCAGCAGACAACGCAGUAGACAGAGCAGCCAGAAGAGCCACAGAUGCCAGAACAGCCGCAGCAGACGCAGCAGACGCAGCAGCAGCCGGACCAGCAGUCAGAGUAGCAGCCAGGGGAGACAUAGACAAACAGAUCGCCUUUUUAUCAGGAAACAAGGUGACUACGUUUUUGGAAAGGCUGAAUGAAGGUCCAUCAGCUGAUCCUCAGGUGAGUCUCAGGCUAUCAGGAGACGAGGUAAAUAAAAUGUCUCUUUGUUAUUGUCAUCUGAACAUUCAGGGUUCCCAGAGGAUGAAUCCUACUAAAUUAGAGAAUAAUAAAAAGAUGGGGUGGGUGAUGUAACAACAGCAUUGAUUAUACACAUGCUCAUUUCAUCAUGGUGAGCUUCAUGUUUCCCUGUUAUCAGUCCACCACUUUGGUCUGAAAUAUCUCAGCCACACGGUACACAAAAUAAGGUACAACUGGCCCAAACA
Molecule: messenger RNA, 1145 nt
Organism: Perca flavescens (yellow perch)
Lineage: Eukaryota; Metazoa; Chordata; Actinopteri; Perciformes; Percidae
Exons: 3
Coding region: 40-1014 (324 amino acids)
Cellular component (GO): plasma membrane
Molecular function (GO): monoatomic cation channel activity
Source: RefSeq, a predicted model, not a curated record